Molecule: messenger RNA, 1417 nt
Organism: Linum trigynum
Lineage: Eukaryota; Viridiplantae; Streptophyta; Magnoliopsida; Malpighiales; Linaceae
Source: the annotation of a GenBank genome assembly
GUCGAAUCUGGCAAAUUUUCCAGUGUUGAGGUAUCAUCUUGAGAGACCUGGAACACCAACUUCUGGACUUCCCCUCGAACGCCAAAGUACACCAACUGAAAAAGUAACUCUCCUUCUUCAAGACAAGCCCGAGAACUCCCAUUUCCAUCAACCCCACAGCAAGCUAGGAUUGUACAAAGUCGGUACCCGAAACAGUCCAAAACACUUGGGCAGAUUUUACGUUUAAGCUUUGAAUCUUCAACGAUCAAUCCUGAAUGACUUAAGGAGGGAUUUUGGAUUGUAUCAUGUUUAAAAAGCUAGACCUAGGUGAACUUAGCCCUGCUAGGAUGAGCAUUCAGUUAGCUGAUCGCUCUAUUGUGCAUCCUAGGGGUAUCAUAGAGGAUUUGCUUGUUAAAGUAGGCGCAUUCACAUAUCCUGUUGAUUUUGUUGUUCUGGAUAUAAAUGAGGAUGUGGAUGUGCCUUUGAUUUUGGGUAGACCAUUUCUUGCCACCGCCAAGGCACUAAUUGAUGUGCAUAGUGGUAAACUGAUCUUGCGUGCUUGGAAUGAACAUGUUACUUUUUCUGUGGAUGACCUUGAUCAUUGUGAUAUGCCUGCUGUCACACCUAUGCAUGCCAUUUCUCACCAGGCACACGAGCCUGUCGUGUACCCUCCUGUGCAUCUCGUUUUGCAGGACCCCCCUCUCACGCCUUCGCCGCCACUCCCGGCAACCUCACUUCCCAAUAAAAAGCUCAAGGAGGAGUGGCGGCCGAAGCCACAGGUGGCUAAGCCUGCUCGGAAGAAAGGUGGAGACCACUAUGAGCUGGUCCCACCUCCUGCACCACGGCCACCCUGGCCAUCCGAGUACUCCCUCGCCUGCAUCUUGCCGGAUGGCCAGGUCGAGCUGACCAAUGCUGGUGGUCGCAUCCGUCGAGUGCUUUGUCCCUGACUGGUCCCCUCUCCAGUCCUCUUCGCUCAGACUGGUCCACUUCCAGUCUCCUGCAGUCCGUGUACACCGGUAACAUCGUUACCCUUAUCUUUCCCUCUUCUCCAUUGAGGGCAAUGUCGAUCUUAAGUGUGGGGGGAUGUUUCUCUUUUGACUGCAUUAGAUCUGUUUGUGUACUUGGAGCCUAGUCCACUGUUCAAAUUUUUAAAUUUGAGGGCUCCAAGUACGUGUUUCCUUGCAAAUUGCCUGCUCAGUAUGCUUUGAAUUGACAGUCUCUAUAGUAAUGUGCAACCUAGGGAGGUAGUGUAGCACUAUGGAGGAUGUUGAAGCAUAAGAAUUUUCCUAUCUAGCUCUCUGCUGUGCCAGUUGAUUUUGUGAAUUAGUGGAGCUAGAACCGUUGAAUUCAUGUGGUAUUGGUGACUCUAUGUGGAUUGUUUUAUGGACUUGUGUAUCGAACAAGGUGCUCAUGUGGAAAAUGAAAAAUGCAGUUGGUC